Acanthosepion pharaonis is the source of this 2088-nucleotide messenger RNA. Lineage: Eukaryota; Metazoa; Mollusca; Cephalopoda; Sepiida; Sepiidae. The record is from the annotation of a GenBank genome assembly.
AUGUCCUGCGUUGAUGUCAUGUACCAACUUUAUCCGCCGUAUCUCACCUCCUUUAAAGGAAGCGGUUCUGAAGAUGCCGCGGCAGCCGCCACGGCAGCCGCUGCUGCCGCCGCUGCAGCAGCAGCACAGGUUUUUCUUCUUAUUUCUUCUUCAUUUGCUCCCUGCCUCAUCUCUUUCUUUCUUUCUUUCUUUCUUUCUUUCUUUCUUUCUUCUUCUUCUGUAUUCUCUUCAUCUCUUCUUCAUUUCACCUCUUCCUUCUUGUUCUUUAAAUCUCUUUUUUCUCUUUCCUUUCUUCAAUUUGUUCUUCUUCUUUUCUUGUGUUUCUCUUUGUUAUCUAUCUAUCUAUCUAUCUAUCUAUCUAUCUAUCUAUCUAUCUAUCUAUCUAUCUAUCUAUCUCUCAAUCUAUUCAUAUCUAUCUAUCUAUUUAUCUAUCUAUCUAUCUAUCUAUCUAUCUCGAUCUAUUCAUAUCUAUCUAUCUAUCUAUCUAUCUAUCUAUCAUCUAUCUAUCUAUCUAUCUCAGUCUAUUCAUAUCUAUCUAUCUAUCUAUCUAUCUCAGUCUAUUCAUAUUUAUCUAUCUAUUUAUCUAUCUAUCUCACUCUCAGGGUAGUUGCUUGUGAGCUUGUAUCUCCGUCUUUCUUUCUCUCUAUCUAUCUAUCUAUCUAUCUAUAUAUUUCUCUCUAUCCCACACCGAGAACGCCCGGUAUUCGUAGGAUGUUACGUUUGCAUUCCAACCAUUGUUACCAUUCACAAUCUGCUUACACCAAUAAACUGACUUUUCAUUCAUAUUUUACAUUCGUCAUCUUUCGACCUGUUUCUUCUUCUUCUUCUUCUUCUUCUUCUUUUCCCUUCUUCAACUUAUUCUUCUCUGUUUCCUACGCUUCCUCCUUUUUUUCUUUUUCUUCUCCACCUCUUCCUGCCACUUCUUCAUCUUUCACGUCUUCUCUUCCUCCUCCUUUCUUCUUCUCUCUCUUCUCAUCUUCUUCUUCUUCUUCUCUUUCCUCUCCUUCUUCUUAUUCUUCUCUCUCUCCUCCUCCUCCUUUUUUUUCUUCUUCUUUUUCUUCUUCUCUUUCCUCUCCUUCUUCUUAUUCUUCUGUCUCUCCUCCUCCUUCUUCUUUUUCUUCUUCUUCUUCUUCUUCUUCUUCUCAGUUUUUUCGUCUCUUCCUCCUUCUUUUUCUACUCUUCCUCCUUCUCAUUCUCAUCUUCCUCCGUUUUCUACGCUUCCUCCUUUUUUUUCUUUUUCUUCUCCAUCUCUUCCUGCCUCUUCUUCAUCUUUCACUUUUUCUCUUCCUCCUGCUUUCUUCUUCUCUCUCUUCUCAUCUUCUUCUUCUCUUUCCUCUCCUUCUUCUUAUGCUUCUGUCUCUCCUCCUCCCCCUCCUCCUCCUCCUUCUUCUUCUUCUUCUUCUUCUCAAAGAUCAGUCUGUCUGUCUAUCGAUCUAUCUAUCUCAGUCUGUUCAUAUCUAUCUAUCUAUCUAUCUAUCUAUCUAUCUAUCUAUCUGUCUGUCUCCGACAUCUGGAGCAAUUACGAAGAUCGACGAAGAUGACAUCGACAAGAACGAACCCCCGAAAGGAAGUGUUCAAUAUCUGAAUCCAAAUUGUGUUCUAUUGACGUAUUUCACGGGAGAUACCUCCAUGGUUGUGGAUGAGCACUUUACCAGAUCGCUUAAUCAAAUCAGCAGCUACCAUCCGACAGACAGACAAAACACUAAAACUUCAUAUACACGACCAGAUGUUCCAUUGAUGUGCCACCGGAAGUUCCCGGCAUCCUUUUGGGACAGCGCUUAUCAAAGUCCAAGCACAAGCACACCUCACAGUUUUCACUUCGCCACUGACGCCUAUUUGAACACACCAUUAUACGCCAUGUCCGGCUUCCACAAAACAUGGCCAUAUUCGUUAGCCUCACAGCCACAUACAUACGCGCCUCAGCCAGCGCACUCUUUUUCUUACUCGUCAAUGGAUUCCGCCGCCAGCCGAUAUAGUCCGCAUUAUGGACCAUUUAUGAUGCAGUCGCCGGCUUCGAUGGGGAGUCGCAUCGAGUCGAGACAUGGACAGCCUUCCACAAGGCUCCUUGUUGCUCAUCUCCUUAUUUAG